Molecule: messenger RNA, 471 nt
Organism: Acanthoscelides obtectus
Lineage: Eukaryota; Metazoa; Arthropoda; Insecta; Coleoptera; Chrysomelidae
Source: the annotation of a GenBank genome assembly
UUUCAGGUGAGCCAAUGAAUGACGUCACGAAGAUGAUCUCUAAUGCAGUACACAUACCUGUGAGUCAGACAACGAGUAUUUACACAUACUGUUUCACUAUCUAAUGGAAAUAGUUCGACUGUUAGCUUAAAAUGAUCAUGAGGUUUCAUUGCUUUCUGAAUAAAAAAUGCUGAACAACAUAAGUGCUGACUUCUGGACUACAAUUUCAUUAUUUGGUUGCUUUUGGUGAAUUAUUGAUGAUUUUUUUCUGGAAAACAAAAUUUGGACAUGAGAGCAUUGCAUUAGAUAUGAAAAUAUGUUAUAAUCAGACAAUAUGGGAAGGAAGAGAGCCAGAUCAAAGUACGAGUAAUCGUAAUGGAGGCAACACUUUGAACUCUGGACUCUGGACUCCGGGUCUCCUCCACGGUUUGGUUAUAGUAAAUAUAUAAGCAGACAAACGUUUAGAAGUUAGGAUAGUGCAAUGUAUCAUCA